CGGCACCGCCGCCCAAUGGGGACGCGGUCCGCGCGGGGCGCGGCCAAUGGGGAGGCGCGGCCGGCGGGCGCGGGGGGCGGCGCGGCCCGUGGGGCCGGCGGGGCGGCCAUGGCGGACGCGAUGGCGGCGGGCGGCCCGCGGCGCUGCCGGCGGCUGGAGGGCGAGGCGGCGCGGGCCGUGCUCGCCAACGCCGACACGCUGCUCUUCGACUGCGACGGCGUCCUGUGGCGGGGCGAGGCGGCCGUGAGCGGCGCGGCGGAGACGCUGGGCAAGCUGGCGGCGGCGGGCAAGCGGCUGUGCUACGUGACCAACAACAGCGGGCGGACGCGCGCGGCCUACACCGAGAAGCUGCGGCGCCUCGGCUUCCCGCCCGCCGAGCCCCGGCACAUCUUCAGCUCGGCCUUCUGCGCCGCCCGCUACCUGCGCCAGGCGCUGCCGCCCGGCGCCGCCGCCUACGUGCUGGGCAGCCCCGCGCUCGCCGCCGAGCUGGAGGCCGUGGGCAUCCCGCACCUGGGCCCCGGGCCCGCCGCCCUGCCCGGGCCCGCGCCCGCCGACUGGGUGCAGGCGCCCCUCGACCCCGCCGUGCGCGCCGUGCUCGUGGGCUUCGACGAGCACUUCAGCUACGCCAAGCUGUGCCAGGCGCUGCGGUACCUCCUGCGCGGCGGCCCCGACUGCCUGCUCGUCGGCACCAACCGCGACCACCGCCUGCCGCUCGAGGGCGGCGCCGGCAUCCCCGGGACGGGGUGCCUGGUGAAGGCCGUGGAGACGGCGGCGCAGCGCGAGGCCUUCAUCGUGGGCAAGCCCAACCGCUUCAUGUUCGACUGCGUGGCCGCCGAGUUCCCGGUGGACCCCGCACGCACCGUCAUGGUGGGGGACCGGCUGGACACGGACAUCCUGAUGGGCAACGCCUGCGGCCUCACCACGCUGCUGACGCUCACCGGGGUGACGGCGCUGGACGAGGUGCGCGGCCACCAGGACAGCGGCUGCCCCGCCAGGCACGGCCUGGUGCCCGAUUUCUACGUGGACAGCAUCGCCGACCUGCUCCCGGUGCUGGGCCAGUAACGGGCGGCACCGCACGCACUGGAGACUCCCCGGAGUUAGAACCCUUAGCUUGUCUCCUCUCUGUCCUCUCGGUAUGAUCCUGUUUACAUCUCGGCCUGAAAUGCACUUUGGAGCAAAGGGGGCGUUACGGCGGGGCUGGGGCUUGGGGCUGGGUUUAAUUAAUUGUGAAUGCAUCGAUCCGGUGUUUGUGGUGCUCCACGGCACGGGGUCCUCUGGGCUGAGCUGGGGACGUGGAGCUGCUUGGUCUGAGGAGAAGGACCAUGUCCUGGCCAGGCUGGGCCGUGGCUCAGCACAGUUUGUUCAGGGAAAGGACUCUUGGGAUGUGCAGUAACUCUGGAAGCACUUGUGGAGCUGGUGAUUGCCCCUGGGGCCCUGUUCAGGGGCACAGCCCCAAGUCAGGUCACACAAAUUCAUCUCCUUCAUUUGACCACUGCACGUUGCACUUGUGAUGCAGGUUGGGAUGAUCCCAACAAUUGCACACCUUGGCUACUGCACACAGUGUGUGUCCAAGGUCGAGUGUGUGUAAAGUGCAUGUACACACAGGCACUCCCUGAGCAUAAAGAUAGAGCAGAAUAUAUUUAAAUUAUAAAUAGAGUCUAUGAUAAUAUAUCUUGUUUCCCCGGAGGGAGGAUGAGAGGAAUGUACUUCACUGAUUUAAUUCUCCUGAACCGUUGCAUUUGGUAAUGCAGAGAGUCUGUGGCCAUGCAGAACUGUCCUCCACUCCUGCUGCUUCCAGAGAUCCUGGAUCGAUGCGUACUGAGCUCCUGCACUUCCCCCAGCACCAGCGAGCCACUUCCCUUGGCUUUAGCUGCACAGUCCCCCUUCCUGCUCAGUCCCUGGAUGGAUGUGGUGCCCAGGACAGCUGUCCACAGGAGCCCUGUGGGUGCUGAGCCCUGUGGGUGCUGAGCCCUGUGGGUGCUGGCUGUGUGUGGCAGUAGCUCGUGCUUCCUUCCCAUCCCUGAGGUUCAGAUCUUCCGCGUGUGCCGCGCACGGUGGGUGGUGAGGAGGAGUGCUGGCUUGCUCAGGGGUGGUUCCAUUUGAUCUCCAGGUGGGAUUGGGCAAUGAGGGGCUCACCACAGGGUGGGUUUUGUGCUGCCCAAAUCCCACAGUGAAAGCUUCUGCGUUACAGAAUUAAUUGAAAAUUAUAUAUGCAAAUAACACGCUUUUAUUCCAUAGAUUCCAGUAUCUACAGUUCAAUUUAAGCACUGGUUUUCCUUCCUGUCCAGCUGAGGAGCUCGGGCAGUGCUGAUGCCAUGUCCUACCUGGUAACUUGUCACCUUGUUUGUACAGCAAUAACCCUGCAGUCCAGAGUCCAGUGCUCGGUGUUCCUGAAGCAUUGGCUGAACCAUGUUCAUCUUCAUAAUUUGGUGUUGUGGAAGGAAGUAUGGAUAAUCUCUUCCCUGCUGCUCUCUCCAGAUGAAGGACUGCAAAGUCCCAGAGCAGGACUUGCCCUUGAUCUGGGUAACGUGGAGAUGGACAUUAUGGACUCACUGCAGGUCGUGUCUGAUGUAACAGUGUGGGUUUGGAGUCAGUCUCUGUAUCUGGUGUUUUUUGUGUCAGGAUAUGUCAGGAAAAGGCCAGGAGAGUCCAGCAUCCCUCAGGCAGCUCUGUCCCUGCUGAGGGCUCUUGCUGGCAAGGGAGCCAUUGCCUGGGCUCAGGGAUGCUGGAAUGUGCUGGUGGUGGUGUCAGUCAUGCUUCAAAACUCUGUUCUGACUUCCAAAUGGUUCUUAAUCCUCUACUUGAAUUCCCAUUAAACUCUCAAACCUGCUCUCCCCA
Messenger RNA from Prinia subflava (tawny-flanked prinia), 2838 nucleotides. It is a transcript of the gene PGP, whose product is annotated as phosphoglycolate phosphatase. Gene Ontology annotation, molecular function: sn-glycerol 3-phosphatase activity. The transcript is spliced from 2 exons. The record is from RefSeq and is a predicted model, not a curated record. The coding region runs from base 16 to 1062 and encodes 348 amino acids. NCBI's taxonomy places the organism in Eukaryota, Metazoa, Chordata, Aves, Passeriformes, Cisticolidae.